AUGGGACUUCCAGAGCACAUCGAAACUCGCCUGUUCAUCAAUGGGGAGUUUGUCGAGUCUUCCGAUGGCAAAACCUUUGAUAUAACCAACCCCGCCACACUAAAACAUGUCGCAAAGGUUUACGAGGCAUCGGAACAAGACACUGACCGAGCAGUCGCCUCGGCCAAAGCUGCAUUCCCGUCAUGGUCAACCCUAUCGCCAGCCCAACGUGCACCUUACUUCAAGAAACUUGCUGCGUUGAUACGCGAAAACAAUGAUGAGCUUGCUGCUCUUGAAGCUGCGUCAAUGGGAAAGCCAGUCGGGACAUUUUUCGAUGGCUUUGCGGCGGCUGGAAAAUUUGAUCACUACGCAGAAGCUGGCCAUACUGUCCAGGGAACCACCAGUGUACAGACCCCCGGGUUCCUGAACUUGACUUUACGACAGCCGUACGGUGUCGUGGCUGCUAUCAUCCCUUGGAACGUUCCUCUGCUCUUCCUGGCAGGAAAGGUAGCUCCUGCACUUAUCGUGGGUAACACAGUCGUGGUAAAGAGUAGCGAGAAGGCCCCUCUGACUUCUGCGAAACUAGCCACACUAGUCCAAAAAGCUGGAUUCCCUCCUGGUGUCUUCAACAUAAUCACCGGAUUUGGAAAUGUCAGCGGAUCCAUGUUGAGUCACCAUAUGGACGUACGCGCUCUGUCGUUCACGGGAUCAGGACGCACAGGCCGGAUCAUUCAAGCGGCUGCUGCCAAGUCGAACUUGAAGGCAGUCUAUCUGGAACUGGGCGGCAAGUCCCCAGCAGUCAUCUUCGAAGACGCCGACCUCGAAAAAGCAGUUCAAGAGACCGGCUACAGCGUCCAGUCGAACAGCGGACAGGUCUGCAUGAUGAACUCCCGUAUCUAUGUGCAGGAUACGGUAUUUGACAAAUACCUCGAACUCUUCAAGGAAUUCCUUACUAGCAAGGUAAAUGUUGGCGACCCUCUAGAGAAGGGCAUCAACCACGGUCCUCAGGCGGACGAGGUCCAGCACCAAACUGUUCUUCGAUACUUGGACAUGGGCAAGCAGUCCGGUGAUCUGGUUCUCGGUGGAUCGGCACCCUCAGACCGGGAAGGAUACUACAUCCAGCCAACGGUUUUCACUAAUACUCCUGAAGAUGCUCAGAUCAUGAGAGAGGAAGUAUUCGGACCGGUCGUAAAUAUCAAUGUUUUCAAGACGGAAGAAGAAGUCCUUGCCAAAGCGAACGACACCGAGUAUGGGCUGUACGCAGCAGUCUACACACGGGACAUCAGCCGGGCAUUGCGAUUUGCGAAGGGUCUUGAAGCUGGCACAAUCGGCGUCAACUGCACAAGUCCCACGACCGGAGUAAAUGACACGCCUUUCGGAGGCUACAAGUCCUCCGGCACAGGGAGAGAAGGAGAGCCAUUCUACUCACUGAGCAACUUCCUUGAAACGAAGUCAGUAAGCAGGGAUUGUGGUUCUGUCGUCUGCGAACGUGUGGGGGCUCACUAUUCCGGCGCUUCAGUUCCUGGGCCUUGUCGAUACUGCGCGCGCACUGGGUCGGUAUGCCAGAUUGCGACACCUCGCCGCAAGCGGCCCUACUACCAUGUCACCGAGGAGGAGUACCAGUGCGCCAUGCGUAUAUUGGAGCACUUCUUUCCGGAUCGUGAACUCAAUCUAGUCUCGCUUAGACAGAUUGCCCAAGACGUCGUCGACGGAAGGCUUGUGGGGUCAGUCGCUGAAGGCGAACCUCUGCCCUCGGUCAGUGAAGAGACUACGCCGGAUGAAGGGGAUUCAUUACACGAAGCAGAGCCCGUGCUCGAUUCGGUGAACGAUCUACAUGAACCCCUGGGAACCAUGAUGAAAGACUCCACGGGUCGAUAUCGAUACAUUGGUGCACAUUCGGAAAUCCCUUUCAAUGCUGCCGUCUGCUCAAUGGGCAGAGAAGCAGAGUUACGGAGGAAUCCCAACAUUAUCGGGCCUCCUAAGGUCGGACUCUAUCCUCCGCCCCUUCCCACAGCAAUGACCAAUGAGAUCGGAUCACCCGGUCGCUCCUUCUUUCUUCCGCGGCGGGAGCUUUGUGACUACUACAUCUCUAGGUUUCUCGAGGAUGUACACUGUACACAUUGGUUCUAUUCAAUUGAGCAGUUCCUGUACCGGGUGGAGUCGACCUACACUGGCAAGGCGGGAAAGUUGAGUAACUCAUGGAUGUGCUCACUGUACGCCAUCCUGGGACUGGGCGCCGCCAAUUAUGAGGAACCCAGCGGACAGUCACCGCUGCCUCCUGGCUCACCUGCCGCGUCAGAUGAGAAGUCAUCAGAAGACUACAUUGCGCUCGCAAAGGAGCUGAUACCUGCAGUGUACGAUGAGGCAGAUAUCGACAGCAUACGUGCGCUAGCUAUCAUGAGCAUCGCAUUGGAGAAUCUCUGCUCAAGGACAGCAUCGUACCUCUACAUGGGCGCAAGUAUCCAGGUGGCGUAUUCGCUGGGCCUGCACCGAGACUCCAUCACGGACUCUGGAGCGUCGAUGGAGCGCGAACAAAACCGUCGCAUCUGGUGGACACUCUUCAACCUCGACCUAGAGAUUGCGUCCCGAGGCGGAAGCCCCACCCUAAUCGACGAACGGUACCUCCGCAUAACCACGCCCUUGCCCUCCGAGCAGAUACUCUACCCCGGCAUGCACACACCCCUCUCCUGGCUCACAACCUCCGUCUCCCUCUGCCGCCUCAAGCGCGAAAUAAUUCAAGCCGUCUACACCGAGCGCUUCCUCAACUCCCGCACGCUCCCCUUCACCACCGUCUCCAAGCUCCUCCUCUCCCUGCAGGGCUGGCAACAACUCAUGCCGCCGCACCUCAAACACGACGUCCCCGCCCCACCAACCCACAAGCGCGCCGUUGCCGUGCUCCACCUCCAGUAUUGGGCCGCCACAAUCCUGCUCUGCCGGCCGUUCCUGCUGUAUCUUGUGCUGAAGCACAGCACGCUCCCGCCGAGCAAGAAAGUCUGGUUCGAACGGAUGGGCAAGACGACGAUCGAUGCGGCUCAGAAGAGUCUUGCCAUCUUGCAGGCCAUGGCGUCUGAGUCUACGCUGUCUAGCCUGACCGCCUUCGACUCUACAUGCCUCCUCCGGCUCGUUAUGGUGUUCAUCCUGGCGUUCGCGCACACGAAGCAGCCGCAGUACCGGUCGCACAUCGAAGCCACCAUCGCGUUGAUGAAAGGCCUCGAACAGAUCGGCUUCUCCAAAAUGGUUGCGGAAGAAACACCCCUCCGGCUUGCCGACCUGGGUAUCCCCAUCAUCGAAAAGCGAGGCGAGGGAGCGCAGACGCAGCUUGUGCUGGAUGACGAGCUGAUUGCACAGCUGUGGGGCAAUCUGGAUCCGAACUUCAUGACACCCCUGCAGACGCAGCAGAGUCUGGACCUCGCGUUCGACGACACGAACUACUCGGAUUUGAAUAGCGAGAUGAUGCAGUUGACGGGGUUGGAUGACUCGAUUGUGCUGGAUGCGAAUCACCCUUAUUCGGGCUUCGACUUCCGGUAA
Messenger RNA from Paraphaeosphaeria sporulosa, 3507 nucleotides. RefSeq names its product aldehyde dehydrogenase-like protein. The record is from RefSeq and is a predicted model, not a curated record. Bases 1 to 3507 code for a protein of 1168 amino acids. NCBI's taxonomy places the organism in Eukaryota, Fungi, Ascomycota, Dothideomycetes, Pleosporales, Didymosphaeriaceae. Gene Ontology annotation, biological process: DNA-templated transcription. Gene Ontology annotation, molecular function: zinc ion binding; DNA binding; aldehyde dehydrogenase (NAD+) activity. The transcript has 9 exons.